Molecule: messenger RNA, 450 nt
Organism: Paracoccidioides lutzii Pb01
Exons: 1
Coding region: 1-450 (149 amino acids)
Source: RefSeq, a predicted model, not a curated record
AUGGUCGCGGAUAGGAGGAGGGAGAGGGGUAGGAUAAGGGCGACGUACCUCGAAAGCACACACGACAACCGAAAGUUCUGUGCUGGGGAAAGCAGGAGAGCGAGGGCGUAUUUGCCGACGAGAGUGCAUAGGUGCAUUGAGUGGAUGGCUGGAUGGCAGACGCAGAGUGACAAGGGCGCCAGAGAUGGGCCUGAAGUUGUUGGAUGGUGUAGUCAUGUUUCAGGAGUCAACGCUUUUCAGCAUGUUCGGCUGGAUCGGGCAUGCGGCUCCGCCUGCACAGGUACCAUGACUAAGCUGGUGGAACCACCGGAGAGCCCGGACCUAAUCGGGACUAGUGCCAAAACAAUCAUGGCACAUCACCUGACCCGACUCCUUGCAACAGCAGAUGACUCAGCUGCAACUCCACCCACGCGACCAUCGGAGAUAAUUCCAUGGGACAAGGAACCGUAA